AUGACUACUAUAUGGUGGUAUACACGUGAUUGUUUUCUUUAUCGAUUAUUAAAUAAAGCAUUACGAGUACAAAAUAUUGAUUUAUUAUUUUUAUUAAAAUUCAUUAUUAAUGAUAUUGACCGUCAAUUAGAAACUAAUAAAUGUUCAGUACCAAUACGAGUUUAUCGAGCACAACAAAUGUCAAAAAAUGAAAUUCAGUUAUUAAAAAUUUAUAUUAGAGAAUUUAUAUCAAUAAAUUCAUUUUUUUCUACUAGUCUUAAUUAUGCACAAGCUCGAUCAUUUCUUUAUUCGUCGAAUGAUAAUACCAUCGAUGAUAGUGAACAAGUUUUUUUUGAAAUCAAUGCUGAUCCUCGAUUAGAUAAAUUAAAAGCAUUUAGUAAAAUUCAUUCAUUAAGUUAUUUUCCAGAAGAAGAAGAAGUUCUUUUUAUGGUUGGAUCUAUUUUUCGACUUGAUAGUAUUGAAUGU
Messenger RNA from Adineta steineri, 465 nucleotides. NCBI's taxonomy places the organism in Eukaryota, Metazoa, Rotifera, Eurotatoria, Adinetida, Adinetidae. The record is from the annotation of a GenBank genome assembly.